CUGCAUAUAAUCGACACUUGGCCUACGUGUGCGUGGAACGUGCGUGGAUUUAUGUGAGCUAAAGGAUGGCGAAGUAUUGCUUGGUUUUACUGCUGUUGAUUGCACACCAGUGCCUUAGUGCAGACGAUGAGGCGUGCCAGGUGUUCGGCGGAGGACAUGUCUACCCGCAAGAAACUAUGAAAUCUGCAGGUCAUGCGCUACAUUGGAGUAAAGCGCAAAUUUCAAAAGCAGCACCCCAUUUUGAAGGCACAGCUGUUGUAGAUGGAGAGUUCAAAGAGCUAAAAUUGACAGACUUCAAAGGAAAAUACCUGGUAUUCUUCUUUUACCCAUUGGACUUUACCUUUGUUUGUCCAACAGAAAUCAUUGCCUUUAGUGACAGAGUAGAGGAAUUCAGAGCUAUCAAUGCAGAGGUUGUUGCCUGUUCAGUUGACUCUCAAUUUACGCACUUGGCAUGGAUUAAUACUCCACGUAACCAAGGUGGAUUAGGACCUCUAAAAAUUCCUCUGUUGUCUGAUCUCACCCAUAAAAUUUCCAAGGACUAUGGAGUUUAUCUUGAGGAUAAUGGGCACACACUGAGAGGACUUUUCAUUAUUGAUGAUAAGGGAACAUUGCGACAAAUCACCAUGAAUGACCUGCCAGUGGGCAGAUCUGUGGAUGAAACUCUGCGGCUGGUCCAAGCAUUCCAGUACACUGACCAGCAUGGAGAGGUGUGCCCUGCAGGAUGGAAACCAGGUGGCGACACUAUCAUUCCAAACCCAGCUGACAAGCUCAAGUAUUUCAACAAGCUGAAUGAAUAAAUUGAAGAUUUUUGACAAGUUGUAAAUGUUAUCUACCUUCAUGGUGGAUUUAUGCAGUAAUUUUUAUAUUCAGAUCAGUUUUAUGUAUCUCUGCCUUUUUCUUUAACAGGACGAGAUAGAGAAUU
Messenger RNA from Lingula anatina, 922 nucleotides. Its product is annotated as peroxiredoxin-4. Gene Ontology annotation, cellular component: endoplasmic reticulum; cytosol. The record is from RefSeq and is a predicted model, not a curated record. NCBI's taxonomy places the organism in Eukaryota, Metazoa, Brachiopoda, Lingulata, Lingulida, Lingulidae. Gene Ontology annotation, biological process: cell redox homeostasis; response to oxidative stress; cellular response to stress. Gene Ontology annotation, molecular function: thioredoxin peroxidase activity.